ACUAACAGAAGAGAGCUGCAUGUUGUCGGCUAAAAACAAGAGUAAUUAGUAUUUCUCUCAUAGACUGUAUAUAAAUGGAUUUCUCUGCAGCCCAAUACGGCGUUUUUGUUCUGUUGAAGUACGCAAAGGGAAUAACGUCAUUUUAAAAAUAUAUCGUGUGAAAUAUCGCUAAUUGCUAACGAACUUAAGCUCGAAAAGUUAACUAACAAGCUAAUGUUAUUUCCACAUGGGUUGCCCUAAAGUUGAGCCCACUGCUACCUAACACACUGAAAAACAUCUCAUGGAAACACGUUUUAUCGAAAAAAAAAAUGGGUAAAACUACGACUGAAGAAUCUGGAUGGACCAAGGCAAACCUCCAGAAGCUUCUCGCUGUAAUGAAAAGCAGCAUCCCAGAAAAUGACAGGAAUUGCGUGUAUACCAAAGGAUUGAAAACUAUUGACUGGGGUGAGGUGGCUUUCCCCCCUUUCUCUCCUGAAGAAUGCAAAGAAAAGUGGAAAGAUAUUUUGCAGAAGAUGCGCAAGAUACGGACCCUCACAGAGCUCAUCGUUGAAGCUGAAGAUGUAAUAUCCGAUCCUGGACAGAACAUUAAGAUCCACCCAGAGCUCCCAAAGAGACCCAGACCUCCAAACGCCCUCUUUUUUGAGGAGAACUAUGCCAAGUAUCAGAAGAAGCACCCAGAGAUGAACCAACCUGUACUGUUCAAGCACAUGAACAAGAAGUUUAGGGAACUCUCGGAUGAAAAGAAGGAUAAAUAUGUGAAGAUGUUCGAGCUUGCAAAGGAGGAAUACUCUGAAAAGAUGGAGGAGUUCAGUAAAAAGUAUAAAACAACAGCUCAUCAUGAGCCCAGGAAGAGAAAGAGGCUUUCUGCAGACACUCCAGAUGGUGAACCGCUUACUAAAUAUGGAGAGGGCAUGCCUCCCAAGCCUCCUGUGAAUGGCUGUAAUCUGUUCUACAAAGAGACAAGAGAGUGCGGCAACGACGUGACCCAACGUUGGCACGAUUUGACUGAGGAACAGAGGGAAGAGUACAGCGCGCGCUGCAAAGAGAUGAACCUACAGUACUCCAUCAAGCUGAAUGAACAUUUGGAGAAUUCUGAUGAGGAGGAGCAGCAGCUGACCCGCAAAGAGGACGGCAUCAAAACACAGAAAGAACCAAGGAAAUAUCCUGGUGAGCCCAAGAUGCCAUCUCGCUCUGGUUAUACUAUUUUCUUUUCAAAACAUAUGCAACUUCUGAAAGAGGAAUUCCCCAUAGCAAAGGAACGCUUCGCCAAGGUCAACCAAAUGUGGCGGGCCCUCUCCUGUAAAAAGAAGGAGAGCUACAGAGAGGAAGUGGAGAAAAAUGUAAGAAAAUACUCGAUGGAGCUGCAGGAGUGGUUUCAGACAUUGACGGCAGCAGAGCAGGAAGAUUAUUGGAUAUGUAACAGCAGUAAAUUGAAAUACCUCGAUGUCAAUAAAAUGAAACGGCAUCAGAAAGAAGUCCCAAGUGUUGCUGUGUACAGACCGUCAGAUUCAGAAGAUGAAGACAUUGAGGACAGCAGCAGUGAGGAAGAGGAUCAUACAAUUAAUAUCGAGGACGAGGAGGAAGAAGAUGACGACAAUGAUGUCAUCAUGUUUGAGAUGUGUUAGGUGAUGAUGAGAUGGACGGGAGCAGCACACACUUGUGUCAAAGUGCCUGAGGACUCCUGCUGCCAGUUUUUCAACAUUGUGUGGAAAUGAUGAAGAAGAAUAUAGAAGACAGACAUUUUUAUAGUUGACUGUAAAGUCCAGCCCUAAAUGCAGUGUUGGUUGACCAAUGAGUUGGUCUUUGUAGAAGUCUUCUGCUUUACAAAUGUUGUAAAACAUGUAUAACAUUGUAUAUAUUUCAUGUCAAUAUCCUUGGAUUACCAAGUGUUUUUGUUUGAAUUGUGUUGAUAAAUGUAAAAAAAUGACUCUGUCAAGCUUUGUGGGAUUUUUUUGUUUUUGUUUUUUUCAAAUUGGCCUCAUAUGUUGUUUUUUGUCAAUCACAGAGAGAUAAGAUAUUUCUAGUAAACAUGUUACAUUAGGAUUAUUCAUCUUCAAUUGUCUGAUGCAGUAAAGUUCAAACAACAAAGCACAAACAAGAACAUGGUUAAAGGGGGUGUCUCAAUAUACCAGUACUGAUGUUUUUAGUGUUUUUAUAAGUUUGUAAAAAUGCAAAAUCUUGAUGAUUAAAGUUUCAUGGUUAGGAA
Centropristis striata (black sea bass) is the source of this 2206-nucleotide messenger RNA. RefSeq names its product nucleolar transcription factor 1-B-like. Lineage: Eukaryota; Metazoa; Chordata; Actinopteri; Perciformes; Serranidae. The coding region runs from base 309 to 1625 and encodes 438 amino acids. The record is from RefSeq and is a predicted model, not a curated record. The transcript has 16 exons.